Nilaparvata lugens (brown planthopper) is the source of this 3013-nucleotide messenger RNA. RefSeq names its product transmembrane 9 superfamily member 3 (gene TM9SF3). The record is from RefSeq and is a predicted model, not a curated record. Bases 254 to 2011 code for a protein of 585 amino acids. Gene Ontology annotation, biological process: protein localization to membrane. Lineage: Eukaryota; Metazoa; Arthropoda; Insecta; Hemiptera; Delphacidae. The transcript has 12 exons. Gene Ontology annotation, cellular component: membrane.
CACAGCUGUGGGCUGUGAAAAGGGUAUUUUGUUUUGAGUUUUGGUCACCACUGCUUACGUGUUAUUUAGAUCAAGACUAGGCUGUGUAAUGGAUUUGUAUUUGUAAAAUAGAAAAUUAAAUUGCUUACUUGUGGUUUUUGCAAUUUUACAAACAUGUAAAAUGUUCUCUUUGUAACUAUGAAGAAAAUCAAAUGUGAAAAUAUUUCGGUAAUGUGAAUACAUCUCUGUUGUGAAGGAACGAGCAUACUAAAUUAUGAAGUCGUAUUUUUGUUAUUCGGUCUUGUGUAUUUUGAGUAUUUCUCUUUCUAGAGUGGGUGGUGAUGAGCAUACACACAUAUAUGAAGACAACGAUGAAGUUGUCCUGUGGAUGAAUACGGUUGGCCCGUACCACAAUCGACAGGAGACUUAUGGGUAUUUCUCGCUGCCAUUCUGUGUGGGAUCCAAGGAAUCCAUCAGCCAUUAUCAUGAAACACUUGGCGAGGCUCUGCAAGGUGUUGAGCUCGAAUUCAGCGGGCUUGACAUUGAAUUUAAAGCGGACAUAUCAAGAACGCCAUACUGCGAAAUCAAACUUACUGAUGAAAAAUUGAAAGCUUUCGUGUAUGCUGUAAAAAACCACUACUGGUAUCAGAUGUACAUCGAUGACCUUCCAAUCUGGGGUAUUGUCGGUGAUGAAGGAGGCCACAAUAAUGAAGUUGGUUACUACAUUUGGACGCACAAGAAGUUGGAUAUGGGUUACAAUGGAAAGCAUAUAGUUGACGUCAACCUCACAUCUGAAAAUAAAGUCAAGCUAGAGUUGAAUGCUUUCAUUCCCUUCACCUAUGAAGUCAAUUGGUAUCGGUCUAACACCAAAUUUGAGGACCGAUUUGAUAAAUAUCUCGAUCCGAAUUUCUUCCAGCACAGAAUUCAUUGGUUCAGUAUAUUCAACAGCUUCAUGAUGGUGAUUUUCCUGGUUGGAUUGGUGUCCAUGAUUCUUAUGAGAACUUUGCGGAAAGACUAUGCACGUUACAGCAAAGAUGAAGAAUUGGAUGACAUGGAGAGAGACCUGGGAGACGAAUAUGGCUGGAAGCAAGUGCACGGCGAUGUGUUCCGUCCCGCUUCCAAUGCGAUGCUCUUCUCGGCCCUGAUUGGCGCCGGCUACCAAGUCACUGUUGUCACGCUGUCUGUCAUCAUUUUCGCCAUUCUUGGAGAACUCUACACCGAGAGAGGAUCGUUGUUGAGCACAUCAAUAUUUGUAUAUGCAGCUACAUCGCCUGUGAAUGGAUACUUUGGAGGUGGUCUGUACGCACGAUUGGGUGGAAAAAUUUGGAUAAAACAAAUGCUGCUAUCGGCGUUCAUGCUGCCAGCCCUAGUUUGUGGAACGGCUUUCUUCAUCAACUUUAUCGCUAUCUACUACCAUGCAUCUCGUGCUAUACCUUUUGGAACUAUGGUGGCUGUAACCUGUAUCUGUCUGUUCGUGAUCUUGCCGCUGACUCUGGUUGGAACAGUGCUCGGCCGUAACCUGGCCGGCCAACCUGACUAUCCGUGCCGAAUCAAUGCCGUUCCGAGGCCUAUACCCGAAAAGAAGUGGUUCAUGGAACCGUUUGUCAUCAUCUUUCUCGGCGGAAUUUUGCCGUUUGGAUCCAUUUUCAUUGAAAUGUAUUUCAUUUUCACCUCGUUCUGGGCGUACAAAAUCUACUAUGUCUAUGGAUUCAUGCUACUAGUGUUCCUAAUUCUUAUGAUAGUUACUGUAUGUGUGACAAUUGUCUGCACAUACUUCUUGCUCAAUGCUGAAGAUUAUAGGUGGCAAUGGACAAGCUUUCUAGCUGCUGCAUCAACGUCUGGCUAUGUUUACAUGUACUCUUUCUAUUAUUUCUUCUUCAAAACAAAGAUGUAUGGAUUGUUUCAAACGGCCUUUUAUUUCGGAUACAUGGCGCUAUUCUCAAUGGCCCUUGGGAUAAUGUGCGGCACAGUGGGCUAUGUUGGUACCUCUCUAUUUGUGCGAAAGAUUUAUUCAACAGUCAAAAUUGACUAGAGUGACUGAUGAAAAGCUUUAGAGAGGAAUUUCUGGUACCGUUUUUGUCCGUACUUAGUAGGAAACAUACUGAAUAGUAUGUUGGAUCUGCGAUCUGUAUUGAAAUGCACAAUGUAAAAGUACUCUAAUAUUGUUCUAAAAGGAAAACUAUAUACAUGAACUCAGUGAGCGAUAACUUUUCUUCGGUUGUAUAGAAAUACAUAUUUAAUAAUCAUGGAUUAUUAAAUUAAAAUAUAAAUUAUUCAUAUUUGCAAUUACAUCGCAUGUAUAUUGAUAUGUAUUAUGUAAUGUUCCAAUAUUGUAAAUGUUGUAGUUUUAAGGUGUGUACUAGUUUAUUGAAUUGCGAUGUUAUUUAUGCGAUUUGUAGAUAUUGAUGUGAUCAAUUUCUCCACUUAUUCAAUUCUUGAAUAUUGUUUUAGAAGAAAUGACAAAAGUCAGAAGUAUUACAACAAGAAAUUUGGUUUCAUACUGAAUUUUUAGAAGAAUCAUAAAUCAAUUUCGUUUGUAGAUGAAUUGAUGAACGAAAUUAUUCCAUUGUGAAUAUUAUAGAUUGAUCCAACUUUUUUAAUUAGAAAAAUUCAAAUAUAUAUUGUUUUAUGGCUAUUUCAAAUUCUCAUUCUCUUAAAUAUAUCAAAUUGUUCUUAAUUGUCACUGUUUUCACUUGUUUUAAUCUAUCAAUGUAAGCAAUACCUACACUUCCCCCCUCCUUAUUUGAUUGUAUUAGAUUAUCAUCCUAGCAAUAGUCUAUUAAUCAAUAUAGAAUUCUCAAUCAUUGUAUAUAGUAUGUAUUCCUCUAGAUUAACCUUGAUAUUUAUUUCAAAAUAGAAAUUUCAAUAGUUACAAUAUAAUUCGAACUCUUUUCAAAGUCCAUAAACAUGUGGGAUCUCUCAUGCUUUAAAAGACGACUAUUCAUCUUAUUAAGAGCUGUAUCGUUGUUAGUUCAGUUGUGUUGAAGCCAUCUUUUUGUAUUUCUGUUGAAUAAACUUUAUAUUUAACUUAUUC